CAAAAAAAAAAGAGAAUUCAUCCUCUGAAUCGAAAACAAAGGUCAAAAGUCCCUCCUCCUCAUUGUCUUCUUCGUUGUCUCUGCAACAAUCUUAGAAUCAUAAUUUGGAUCCCCAUGUAAUCUCUGCUGGAUCUCUGAAUCACUACUGCGAUUGAAAAACUUGAGACAAGAAGUAGAGAGACAUUCCAAGUUCUUGUCUUUAUUGUUGUUGUGUGUUCUGGGAGAAUGGGAGCACCAAAGCAGAAGUGGACAUCGCAAGAAGAAACAGCUCUUAAGGCUGGAGUUCUCAAACAUGGCACUGGCAAAUGGCGCACCAUUCUCUCCGAUCCUGAGUUCACCUCUAUCCUCAAGUCUCGCUCCAAUGUCGAUCUCAAGGACAAAUGGAGAAACAUAAGUGUAACGGCUAUGUACGGAUCUAGGAAGAAGGCUAAGCUUGCUCUUAAAAGAACUCCUUCCUCUCAUGAUGAUGACAACGCUACUGCUCUUACCAUCGUCGCUAUCGCCAACGGAGUUCAACACAUUUCUCCUCUUCCUCCUGCAGUUUCUUGUGCACCACCACCGCCACGAGAUUUUGAAGGACUCUUUUCAAGUGUGGAUAAGAUGAUAUUGGAGGCUAUUGCUAACUUUAAGAGACAUUUGGGUCCUGAUGGAAAGUCCAUCUUACUCUAUGUUGAGGAGAAACACAAUAUGCAACCUGAUAUGAAACGGCUUGUGACUUCAAGACUUAAGCAUUUGGUUAAUGUUGGAACUAUAGUUAAGAUUAAGCACAGAUACAGGAUUUGUCGGAACGGAGCAGAACAAAGCUCUCCUCAACUUUAUCUGGAAGGAAACAAGGAGAGUGGUGUCCAACAACGUCUAACUAGAUCACAAGUAGAUGGAGAGCUGUUUAUGAUCAAGGGCAUGACAGCACAAGAAGCUGCAGCAGCAGCUGCAAGAGCAGUAGCAGAAGCAGAGUUUGCAAUAGCAGAAGCUGAAGAAGCGGCUAGAGAGGCUGAUGAAGCCGAAGCCGAAGCUGAAGCUGCACACAUUUUUGCCAAAGCUGCAAUCAAAGCUUUCAAGUAUAGGAUGCAAUGUAGUGAAGCCAGAUAAUGUCAAGUUUGAAUCGCUGCAGUAAUUUUUGAGGGUUAGUAAAAAGUGUAUAUUCUGCAGCGUGUAACUUUGGUCCCUAACUCAAGAUAAGAUUAUUGUAAAACAAUUGUCCAUUGUUAUGUUGUUUAUCUCUUCUUUGUAGUAACCUCAUAGGUUUCUUGUAGAAACUGGUUUGAAGAGAAAUAAAUAAAGCCUUUGAUCAUCA
Brassica oleracea var. oleracea is the source of this 1294-nucleotide messenger RNA. Its product is annotated as telomere repeat-binding factor 3. The coding region runs from base 226 to 1089 and encodes 287 amino acids. Gene Ontology annotation, biological process: nucleosome assembly. NCBI's taxonomy places the organism in Eukaryota, Viridiplantae, Streptophyta, Magnoliopsida, Brassicales, Brassicaceae. The record is from RefSeq and is a predicted model, not a curated record. Gene Ontology annotation, molecular function: double-stranded telomeric DNA binding. The transcript is spliced from 7 exons. Gene Ontology annotation, cellular component: nucleosome.